Messenger RNA from Urocitellus parryii (Arctic ground squirrel), 1974 nucleotides. NCBI's taxonomy places the organism in Eukaryota, Metazoa, Chordata, Mammalia, Rodentia, Sciuridae. The record is from RefSeq and is a predicted model, not a curated record.
AUGGCUACUUGGUUCCUAUUUCCAGUCAGUGCAAAUUUCAUUUUGAAAUUCAAUCAAACACAGGAUCCAGCAGAGGAGAACAAAUUGUUGGAACAUGCUAGAAAAAACAUUCUCAGAUGUAAGAGAAAAUUGGGUCUCAAAACCUUGGGUUCUGGGAAGCAUGUUCAUCUUCCUGCUGCAUGGGUUGAAGUAAUGUAUCUGUCUCAGUGCAAAGGAGAAAUCCAAGAAGAAGCUUUAAAUAUGCUUCAUGCUUCCCUGGACCAUGCUUCCUUUGAUUGUGAUCAUCUGCCUGCCUUGUUCUUUCUUGCGGAAUCAGUUUUACACAGAUUUUGUUGUGAUGCAUUUGUGAAGGUAUUUUUAUAUUCAGUUGAAAUAAAACUGGCAAAGAUUGGCUAUUUGAUCUUCUUACGACUUUUUAUAUUUUUCCUGCAUGGUCACCUAGAAAGUUUUAAACAACAUUUACUUAGGCUUCAACCAUAUUUAUACGCACUUUCUUUCUCUGAAAAACCAUAUCACAAGUAUCCAAGCAUCUAUUCAAAUGUGCAAUUCAUCCUGAAAACAUCAGAAAUUAUAUGUAAAAGAGAACUUUCUGAAUCAAUCUUUAUCCAUGAGGAAAAUGAGGAAGAAUACAAGAACAUAGAUUCAGAUGUGGAACAUUUGCCAUUUAAUCCAGGAGGAUAUGAAGUUAGCCACCUGCUCUGGCAUUGUGUGGCUGUUUGGUCUUGUGUUCAGAAUAAUAGUCCUCAGCUGAAUAAUGUGCUUGAGCAUCUCAUCUUCCAUAAAAAGCAGCUUCAAAAGAAAUGCUGGUUGGACUCAGCACUGGCUUUGUUUGUCCUUGGGGAGGCUGCCAAAUUAAACAUGGCCUGCUUGAGAGCUUUAAUGGAAAUAGUGAAAGAUUUUCUUUCAAGCAUUAUGUCUCUUCAUAGUCAGAAAGAAAACUGCAAGGUUGAUGACCUUUCGUGGACCUGGAUUAUCAUCUAUACAUAUACAACAAUUGUUGCAGAAAUCUGCUUGUAUGCAGCAACUUCUGAUUUGCGAAAAACUGCUCUUGUUGGUUUCUGUGACUGUAAUAGUUCACGAAAGAAUAUUGUAUUCAUGGAAAAAUCAGAAAAAGAGCCAGAAUUACAGGAAACAAAUAUUUUAAGUCUUUUUGAAUACUUUUCUUCAAAAAUAUCAGAUGAUUGUCACCAAGUGGUCUUUGUUGGAUACUAUGGCUUAGUAUAUAACAUGGUAAAAAUGCUGUGGGAACUCCGGGAUGAUGAGGAACAAGAUGGAUUUAGAAACAUGAUAUGGAAAACAUUACAAAUAACAAAGGAAUAUGAGAAAGAUGAACGAAUCCAAAAUGCAAUCAACAUAGCCCAGGCUGAAUUAAAUAAUCCAAUCAAUCCCUUCACUAGAUAUAGUACAAAAGUUUCGUUGAAUGUAGAGGAAGAAGUUUUCUCCAAAUAUAUUGGAUGGAGAAUUGCCAACACACUUUCCAAACUGUUAUUUCCCUCUCUUGAUGCCCAUGUUCUCCCUUCAGAGAAACGAGUGGUCAAACAGGAUAAAAAGAAAUACUUUUGUAAAAAACAGGAGUCCAUGAAGAAAAGAUUCCUACGUUUUACUGUAAGGGAACGUCCUUCAGAACUUCCCAUGUUUCCAUAUCCAGAUUUCUUCACCAAGGCGGAUAAGAACUUGACAAAAAUCGUUGACUAUCACUGGCAGAUAGAAAUGAAUUUGCGAAGGAAAGAAGAGGCGAUGAAUGAGGCCAAAAAACGGAAAGAUAAAGACUUAGAAGAGAAAAAGCACUUUGAAGAAAUUAUGAAGAGAAGAGAAGAGAAACUGCAUAAGCAAACCAAACCUUAUGAGCUUCCUCAGAUGACUGAAGCAAUUUCUUUAGAAAAGAAAAUGUCUCACAAAAAAAUGGAGAUCACAUUGCCAGAAAUUAAUAACAGACCAAGAGAGCUUCAUAUUAGGAAUAUUUGUUGUAAUUAA